ACUUUCCUUCCUUCUUUCCCACUUUAAACUAAGUUCUUGUGAUUCAUACAUUACAAAUGCUCAGUGAAACUUUUGGUGUUGAAGAAAGCAAUUAAAUCAGAGAGAGACAGCACUAUUCCAUUAUAUAUUUCAUUAUAUUGCAGCCAUUAUUCAUAGCCAUGUUAAAAAAUGAUAUUUAGAUGGUAAAAUCACUUGGUAUAUUAAGUUAAAGAAGCAGAAUACAGAAGAGUCUAAGAUGAUGUGUUUGGGUGGAAGAUUGUGUCAUGCCCAACACAGGGAACAUAGCAGACUAUCAGAUUUCAAGUGGGGAGAAGAGGAAGAGAUUUAUUUGGGGUUGCUGAUCUUGAGAUACUAAGGAUCUCUAGACAGAUCAGUACACAACAGGAUACAGGUCUGGAACCUUGGAGGGUGGUGUCAGUUGAGAACACAAACUUGGGUGUUGUAAUAUAUAAUUGUGAAUUGUUUUGAUAAGGAAACCUAUGGAGAGCAUACAGAGAAGCAUACUGAACAAAGGUCAGAACUCUAGGUGACACGAACAAAGGGUGAGAAGACCCCGGGAUGCUGAGAGCGAGGAGGAAAUCAAGAGGGUAUAAGUUAGUGAAACCAGGGGAAGAAAAUUUCAAAAGGAAAUAUAUAUGGCCAGAGAUCAGAAAUUUCGGGUAAGACUAAAGACAGUGCUUUGGAUUGCUAAUUAAUAUCUUUUCUGAUCUUAAUGAAAUUUUUUGAGGGGUUGGAAUGGUUCCAAGUAGAAGGCAGAUUGCAGGAGGUCAAGGAGGGAGGAGGGUUGGAAGCUGAAAUAGUUAAUGCAGGCUACUCUCUCAGGAAACAGGUGUAAACAAAAAGGAUGAUGACCCAUAACUAGAUGGGGAUAUAAGCAAUUUUGUAUCUCUGACACUCUGCUUCCUCACCUGUAAGAGAAAAAUAAUGCCUAUCUAGCAGUGGUGUCAUGAGGAUUGAAAUCUAUUACUAAUUGAAUGUACCUGUGUCCUUUCACUGAAUCAGAAUCUAUUGCUGCUAAUCACCGUGUUUUCAUAAUGUUUUAAUCACCAAAGUCAAGUGAAUAAUAAAGCAUAGAGUUGAUUGGCUCUGCAUUUCCCCAGCUCAGGUCCUUUGAUUGUAUACCUGAGUUUGACCUUAGAAAAUAUUAACAUACAAUUUCUUUAGCACUUAGAACAAGGGUAGUUUAGAUUUGGUCUGGGAAUAAAUGGAGUUAAAGCAAAACAUUUCUUCCCUCACCCCACCUUCCAAACUGAAAAAAUAGCCUCAAAUAAUGAUUCUAUGAGCAAAUGUCCCUUACCUGCUUUCUGGCUCAAUGUGACCCACUGAGAAUUACUAUUCUAGGUUAGUUCGAUAUCCAAACAUUACAAAUCCAAAUCUUGAAAUCUCUAGUUACUUUCUAUGUUUUGAAGUGAUGAUUUCAGAAGACCAGAAGAGUUUGUGCUUAAAUGAAGUCAUACAGCCAUGGAUGUGACAUAACAAUUGUUGCCAACUCAUAGGGAAAUAUGCAAGUCCAGGAAGCAGGUAACUAUCUUGUUACUCGGCUCAAAUCCACACAAGGCUCAAAGUUCCCAAAUUUCCCAAGAAGGCAGUGAUAGAGGCCACAAGCCUGGGCUCAUCUCUCAAGACACUGAGAACUCAGCAGGUGAGAACAUGGGACCUCAUCAAUAUCCAGACAGUUCAAUAGAAAAGCUCUACAUUUCAGCCACUAACUUAAAUAGGAUUCUAAGAGCUACCAGAAAACAAAACAAAACCUAGAUGAAUCAAGAAAACAGAAAAUACACUGUCCUCUUAGUGAUUUUUUUUAUAAAUACGCCCUUAACGUAGCUUAGUGGAAUUUCUUGUGUGUGUGUGUGUGUGUGUGUGUGUGUGUGUGUGUGUGUGUGUGUGUGUGUGUACGCCCCCACACUAUGUUUUAAGCUAUUUGGAGUUUAUCCAGAUAUUUCAGAUACUAAUCCUGGCAGAAUAUCCCUGCACGGAUAAUUUGCAGAGAAUUUGUUACUUGCAAUUUUAAGUAAAAAUUUACAAGGAAUGCUUUUCCAGCCUAGUAGGAGUUAGCUAUUUGCAUGUCACAAGACUUGGAGGAAACAUACUGACCCUCCUAUUUGCUCCUACAAAGUUGAAAUUGGGAGGGACCUCGGAUAGCACCAGCACUUCAUUCUGUUCUUUGUUCUUUAUGUGUUGGAGGAAAAAAAUACUGUAUCUUCGCCUUACUUCAUACUGUUCAAAUUACAGGAAGAAGCUUUAAGAAAAAGUAAUGCUGGGAUAGCGAAAACUGAAAGCAACCUGUUCGCCACUGAAAUGACUGUUCUCUGAGCUCCAAUUUGGGUACCUUAUUUUCAUCAAGGAUUAACGUAAACACCCUGAGAUCCAUGUGUCCUGUUUCCAAUGCUGUAAACCUGUAACUGCUGAGUGAGGACUAUCAAACCAAAAUGACAACUGCUCAGUUCGAUUGUCAAUGCUGCACAGCAUCACUUCUUGGGAAGAAAUAUGUACUAAAAGAUGACAAUCCAUACUGUGUUUCAUGUUAUGAUCGUAUCUUUUCCAACUAUUGUGAAGAGUGCAAAGAACCCAUUGAGUCAGAUUCCAAGGAUCUCUGCUAUAAAGACCGGCACUGGCAUGAAGGAUGCUUCAAGUGUGCCAAAUGCAAUCACUCUUUGGUGGAAAAGCCUUUUGCUGCCAAGGAUGAGCGCCUGCUGUGCACGGAGUGCUAUUCUAAUGAGUGCUCCUCCAAGUGCUUCCGCUGCAAGAAGACCAUCAUGCCUGGUUCUCGCAAAAUGGAAUUUAAGGGAAACUACUGGCAUGAAACCUGCUUUGUGUGUGAGCAUUGCCGACAACCGAUAGGAACUAAGCCUCUGAUUUCCAAAGAGAGUGGCAAUUAUUGUGUGCCGUGUUUUGAAAAAGAGUUUGCUCACUAUUGCAACUUUUGCAAGAAGGUGAUAACUUCAGGUGGGAUAACGUUUCGUGACCAGCCAUGGCAUAAAGAGUGUUUUCUGUGUAGUGGCUGUCAGAAAGAGCUCUAUGAACAAGAGUUUAUGUCCAGAGAUGAUUAUCCAUUCUGCUUGGACUGCUACAACCAUCUUUAUGCCAAAAAGUGUGCAGCCUGCAUCAAGCCCAUUACUGGUCUCAGAGGUGCAAAGUUUAUCUGCUUUCAAGACCGCCAGUGGCACAGCGAAUGCUUUAACUGUGGGAAGUGCUCCGUGUCCUUGGUGGGUGAAGGCUUCCUGACCCAGAACAAGGACAUCUUCUGCCGCAAAUGUGGCUCAGGGAUGGACACUGACAUCUAGGAGAUGGCUCUCCCCACCUGGGCUCCAUGUGGCCUUCGUUCUCACUAAACCAAGAACGCAGUUGAAGUAGUUAUUUUUUACUUAAGUUUUAGUAACAAUUAAUGUAGAGUUUAUAGCCUAAGAGUUUUUGCACACUUUCAGAUUGAAUUGUAUUAGAAGAGCUAACAAAAGCACAGUUCUAACAGAUAUGAAUAUAUUCUAAAACAUAAGGACACUUAUCCUUUUAAGAUCUUGCACUCUGCUGUUAGAAACAAAGGACAAUAUUUCUUCAUUGGAAUCAAGCAUAUGACCUAUACCUAGGAGCUAUGGAUGUUAUUACAAAAAAUAAUUUUUUUUCCAAAACUGCAAAGUAAAAGACAAACUAAGAUACCAAAUUAAGAGGCUUACAUAAGACUAAUGUUUGCCCUCCUGGCUAGCUAGUUAUAUAUACAUAUGGUAGGGAACAAAAAUGAUCAGGGAAAAUUGAUUAACAUUCAUCACACUUAGGACUCCUGUCAUUUUCAUGAUUCUUUUAUUUUUCACGCCUAUUGGCUUUGAAGUGGAAAAAGAAGCUGUAAUUUGCCCACAUCCACAAUGCUUCUGCAGCUGGUUGAUUCUCGUGUUUAAACAAUGGAAUCUGAGCAUUGUGGUCACUGUGGUUUACUCUCUGCACAGGUAUAAAAGGGAUCAUUUCUACCCAGGGAUAGUCAAAGCAUGGGUUUCAGCAUAUUUUGUAUUAAAUGCCUUUUCUAAGCCCACAAUGAUUUUUCUAAUUGUUACAGAUUCCAGGAAGCAAAAGUCUAUUCUUUCAAGUGAAGCUAACCAGGAUAAUCAUUGUCCCCAAAGGCAAACCUUUAAAGUAAAUAGAUCAUUAAAUCAUCACUUCUGGAAAUGAGUUUUAGGGAAGGGAUUGAGUGUAGGAACAUGACUUUCACCCAGAUAUCUGAAGGUAUAAUAGAAUGCAUAAUUAGCUCUGAGCCUCAUGCAUUCUGCCUUCUAAAAUUUACAUUGAUGAUUAAUGGGCAGACAUAAAAGUGGGCUUUAAAGAAACCUAGUAAUAAUAAGAACCAAAAAAGAAUAAUUCACUGCUGAUAAUUCAGGACCCACAAAGCAGCACAAAUGAGCAGUGUGGGCUGGAGAUAACCCCUCCCACUGCUCGUCUGCACCUGUGCCAUCCACCUCACCCCAGAGACUCACUGUGUUUCACAACCUAGAGGUGGACGCCUAGCCCAAAGCAGCCAUCCUACAAAUAAGUCAGUGCUUCCUGGCCACAAGGAAAGUAGUAACAGCCUCAUAUGCUUGUCUUUAUACAUGUAUAAACCACCAGACACUAAAUGAUGAUGACUCCACCUAUCUGCCCCUGGGCAGUAUUAGCCACAUUAUGAGGGACAAACAGACCCUGAUGUCUGUGGCUAGUCAUUCCCCUUGGUUUUAGUGUAUCUUGUGUGAGGGUAGGAGGUGGUCAGGUGAAGAAACCCACAUUUUGCAAGUGUCUACUCCCAGAUUAUUCCAUAACAUUAAGGGUUCUGAUGGAAACCAAAUUUUAUGCUGUGGCUGAUUACAAUGAUUAAAACAGCAUCACAGGAGAUUCAAUUAAAAUUAUGUAAACACAGUUUUUCAAAUAGUUUAAAAUUCAGAGACAUUUGGAGAGGCUAACAAUUUAAAGAUGCUAAUGAAAGGUCAGGCUACAUAGAGAAUUUGAAAUAUAUAAUUGUAGUUUUUGGAUUAAUAGUGCCAAAGUAUUUGCUCACAUUCACACAGCGAAAUGUAGGAAAAACAAGCCAUAUGUUUUCUUGCAUUAUUUGAAAUUGCACAUGUGGAACUAGAAAAUAAUCAUGUAGCUACCUAUUUAGAAAAUCAAGUCAUUCUGAAGUCUGGAUAGAUUUACAACAUGAAACAUUUUCUCAGCUAGUCAAAUAUAGACAGAUAUGUAAAAGGUAAUUCUUAAUUAACCAACUGGUAAUGUUUGAGGCAUUUUGCUGCCUGUGGGAGUGACCAAGCACAUGCUCAGAUGAAACACAUGCUGGGUUCAAUCUUUACAAUUAAAAUUCACAGAAUCAUUUCCUAGAUAGAGAUCUUGAUAAGUGUAGUUUAGAAAAUAAAGUUUCAUGUAGAAAUAGUAUAACAUUUAGAAGGUGGCUUAGUCAUCCAGCAUUAAACAUGUGCUAUGCUCAAGUUAGAGUUCACCUGUUGAGGUUCCGGGGUGUUGGGAGGGCCGACCAGGACAUGGUAAUGUGGGUGGCCCAGAUGCAGAGACCCUGCUCUAGAGCUUAAGUGAUGUUCCACCAUGGGCAUAACACACAUAUAUACAAAACAACUCAAAAUGAGAUACACGUAAAGAUAAAAGUAAAAAUUAUAUACUAUAGUUGGUUUCAGCUUGGUCAAGAGAAAAUCUCUCUAAGCAACAUAUCCAAAGAUGGAAUGAAAGGGCAGCCUCAGGAAGCAGUGGGCUCCCCGUGAUUGAUGGGGUGACACCUGCACAGAAAGAGAAGCAGUUAGAAGCAAAUCCUGUGUGUUAAUAACAACCAGAUGGCUUGGAAGAAGCAGAGAGACUGUGACAGAGCAAGAAGAUAAGAGAUUGCUGAAAUAGAAAGGGUCCAUUGAAGGGAAAAUAUUAAUCCCUAGUACAAAAGGUUAAUACUUGAUUAACAAGCAAUAGAAAGCUACCAACUGUUCUUAAAUAGAGGAAGAAAGUUUUAAGCCAGUCGUUUGAAGAAAAUUGUGCUAAUUUUGUGUGGAACAGAAGGGAAGAGGGCAGGGUCCCAAAGGUUAGAUCUCAUACUGGAGUAAUAAGUUUGGUUAGUGGCUACAGAAGCUGAAAGAAGAAACUAUAUGCAUUUUAGGCCAGGAGUUAGAUUUGUUGAUACAAGUGAAUAUACAAGUCAACAAAUCAAAAUAUUUUAUGUUGGAUAGUAAAGAUGGCAAAGAAAAAAGCAGAAAAAAAUCUCUGCUUCAAUGAUAAUGGAAUGAUUCCCAAGGGUUCAGUUUUCUCUAACAAAGUCACAAAAAAUGUCAUAUCUGGGCAAUCUAGCUCCAUUAGUUAAGUGAAAUAUUAUAGUAAUAAUCUUAUAUAGUUACUAUAACUAUGAAAAAGAAACAUCUCAUUAGACAUUUAGUUAAGAGAUGGGCCAACUAUUGUGAAAAUGUUUAACACUGAUCACAAAUGGCAUUGAUUAAUAAUCACUACAAAAUUCAGGACUAUAGUGAAAAAUCAACCCAAAAACAUGUGCCUCAUGAUGGUAACACAAUUUUUGAAUUUAAUAAAUAAAGCACUUUUUACUCUCUUUGGUGUAUUGAUAAUAGUUCAUAUAUUUAAAUAAAAUUAUUAUUACAAAUACUAUGUUUUAACAUCUUUAGUUGAGCAUAUAAAUUAUUCUCAAAUACAUUUGUAGAUGGAUGUUCAUUAUUGCUAUAAUACCUAUUUUUGGCUUGUUUUACAAAUUGUAGUUUUCAUUAGUUUCUUAUACUGAAUAAAUUUGCAUUU
Messenger RNA from Choloepus didactylus (southern two-toed sloth), 6747 nucleotides. It is a transcript of the gene FHL5, whose product is annotated as four and a half LIM domains 5. NCBI's taxonomy places the organism in Eukaryota, Metazoa, Chordata, Mammalia, Pilosa, Megalonychidae. Bases 2430 to 3284 code for a protein of 284 amino acids. Gene Ontology annotation, molecular function: transcription coactivator activity. The transcript is spliced from 8 exons. Gene Ontology annotation, biological process: positive regulation of transcription by RNA polymerase II. Gene Ontology annotation, cellular component: nucleus; Z disc. The record is from RefSeq and is a predicted model, not a curated record.